AUAAAAAUAGCCUAGGAAAAUUGGAGCUCAUUUCAAUUUAGGGUUUAAGUGCUCAAACCAACUCACUGAUCAUGACGCAGUGGAGUAAAAGGGGAAUGUUGCUGCGUUUUCUCGCCGUCAUUCGCCACUUUUCCACAGAGGCGGUGCCUGUUCGUGCCGCCGCAGCCGCCAGUUCUAGUGGUGGUGGAGAUACCUUAGGGAGGAGGCUUCUGAGCCUUGUGUACCCUAAACGUAGUGCCGUUAUCGCCAUCAAUAAGUGGAAGGAAGAGGGUCACGCGUCUCCACGCAAAUACCAGCUCAAUCGCAUUGUUCGAGAGCUUCGCAGGGGAAAGCGCUAUAAACAUGCACUCGAGGUAUGUGAAUGGAUGACCUUGCAGAAAGAUAUCAAGCUGGUGCCGGGUGACUAUGCUGUCCACUUGGACUUGAUAACUAAAGUUCGGGGUUUAAAGAGUGCAGAAAAAUUCUUUGAGGAUCUUCCUGAUCGUAUGAGGGGCCAGCAAACCUGCUCCUCACUUCUCCAUUCCUAUGUCCAAAAUAAUUUGGUUGACAAAGCUGAGGCCCUCAUGUUGAAAAUGUCAGAAUGUGACUUUUUGAGAUGCCCUCUUCCUUAUAAUCACAUGUUAUCUCUCUACAUAUCGAAUGGGAAGCUAGAAAAAGUUCCUAAAAUCAUUCAGGAAUUAAAGCUGAACACUUCCCCGGAUGUUGUCACUUUCAAUUUAUGGUUAACUGCUUGUGCCUCGCAGAAUGAUGUAGAAACAGCAGAAAGAGUACUGCUUGAGUUAAAGAAGGCAAAAAUAGAUCCGGACUGGGUAACAUACAGUACAUUGACCAAUUUGUACAUAAAAAGUGGAUGCCUAGAGAAAGCCGGAUCUACUGUGAAAGAGAUGGAGAGUAGAACCUCUAGGAAAACUCGAACUGCAUUUUCCUCUCUCCUUAGCUUGCAUACAAACAUGGGGAAUAAAGAUGACGUUAAACGAAUAUGGCAGAAAAUGAAAGCUUCCUUUCGCAAAAUGAAUGAUAAUGAGUAUAUUUGCAUGAUAUCCUCUGUGGUGAAGCUUGGAGACAUUGCUGGAGCUGAGGAUCUUUAUAGGGAAUGGGAGUCUGUUUCUGGGACCAAUGAUGUCAGAGUUUCAAACAUACUUCUUGCUUCAUACAUUAACCAAGACCAGAUGGAAUUGGCUGAAAGUUUUUGUAAUCAAAUAGUGCAAAAGGGUGUCAUUCCUUGUUACACUACAUGGGAGCUAUUGACAUGGGGGUAUUUGAAAAGGAAGGACGUGGAAAAUUUUCUCGAUUAUUUUAGUAAAGCUGUUUCUAGUGUGAAAAAAUGGAGUCUGGAUCAAAGAUUAGUACAGGAAGCUUUUAAAAUCAUUGAGAAGCAAGCUCAUACUCAAGGAGCAGAUCAGUUGUUAGUUAUCCUUAGGAAUGCUGGUCAUGUGAAUACUGAUAUUUAUAAUCAAUUUCUCAAAGUUUAUGCAACAGCUGGUAAAAUGCCUCUCAUUGUCGAAGAGAGGAUGAGAAAGGACAAUGUGAAGUUCGACGAAGAGACUCGGAGACUAUUGGAUCUAACCAGUAAAAUGUGUGUGAGUAAUGUUUCAAGGAAUUUGUCUUAAGUUAAGCACCAAAUAAAAGGAGUUUUACAGAGUGUUUGGCUGGUGAGAUAGUAUACGUGAGAUCCGUUGUAUGUGCAGCGCAUGGAAACCAGUUUUGUUAUAAGGCAUGAACCAAGGAAAACGGAACGGAAUAGUUCCAUUUCUGUUCAUGCGCCAAUGCCACUUCGAGAUUUUAUGGUGGUCGUUGCAUUUGUGAUGCACAACCCAACUUGGUAACUGAUAUCAAUUUUGACCGAACCUUGAUUUUGUAGGUAGAAUCAGUAGAUAACCCGGUUGAAUACUUCAAACUAUUCAAGCUAUUAUAAUGUUAUGUGGACAACAUAUCAUGUUUUUGUGUGAUGAUGCCCAACUUGUCACAAUUUCGCCGCCGCCCAACAAGUUACAGAGCACCAUGAUAUUGAUCCUUCUCCCAUACCAAUGAGGAAACAUUUGAAAUUCAUUGAAGUUGUUAAGUCUGCCAACAUUCUGAACGUUGCUGUUGUUUUCAUUGAUUCUCCAACGUGCUGUGGAUGACCUAUAUUUCUCAAUUAAAAUAUUCAGCACAAGUUAUUUCAGUUUAUUUUUCUGUGUAGGUAAAUGCUUUCGUUAUUAUUGGCGGUGUUGCAAUUUUUUCAUUACUUGUUGAGUGAUAUGUAGGUGUACCCAAGAAACCCAACCUUAUUGACUCAGUCCACCCCAACCAUCUAUCAACUUUUCUAUGAUCCAGAACUCCUUAAAUGGAAUUAAUUAACUGCUUCACAGUAAUCCCUAUAACAGUAUCAUUACCAUCA
Vigna radiata var. radiata (mung bean) is the source of this 2380-nucleotide messenger RNA. Its product is annotated as pentatricopeptide repeat-containing protein At4g02820, mitochondrial. Bases 72 to 1610 code for a protein of 512 amino acids. Gene Ontology annotation, cellular component: mitochondrion. Gene Ontology annotation, molecular function: protein binding. The record is from RefSeq and is a predicted model, not a curated record. The transcript is spliced from 2 exons. Lineage: Eukaryota; Viridiplantae; Streptophyta; Magnoliopsida; Fabales; Fabaceae.